Eruca vesicaria subsp. sativa (arugula) is the source of this 951-nucleotide messenger RNA. NCBI's taxonomy places the organism in Eukaryota, Viridiplantae, Streptophyta, Magnoliopsida, Brassicales, Brassicaceae. The record is from the annotation of a GenBank genome assembly.
AUGGCAACAAUGAAAAUACCAAUGACGGUACCUUCUCCUCGAGUCGAUGCCGAGCAGCUCUCUAAGGCCUUUAAAGGAAGAGGUUGCGAUGCUUCGGUAAUAAUCAACAUCUUAGCUCACCGCAAUGCAACGCAACGAGCUCUCAUCGAACAAGAAUACGAAACCAAAUUCUCAGACGACCUUCGAAAACGUCUCCAAUCUGAGCUUCACGGUCAUCUCAAGAAAGCUCUUCUUCUGUGGAUGCCUGAAGCAGUGGAGCGAGACGCAUCAAUACUGAAACAAGCAUUGAGAGGAGCCGUGACAGAUCACAAAGCAGUCGCUGAGAUUAUAUGUACACGAUCUGGCUCUCAGCUUCGUCAGAUCAAACAGGUUUACUUAAACACUUUUGGUGCCAGGCUCGAACAAGACGUUGAAUCUGAAGCUUCAGGCAAUCACAAAAGAGUUCUGCUUGCUUAUUUGAACACUACACGGUACGAAGGACCAGAGAUCGAUGACAAGAUCGUAGAGGAUGACGCUAGGGUUCUCAAAAAAGCGGUUGCUAGGAAGCACAAGUCUGAUGACCAGACACUGAUUCAGAUUUUUACAGACAGAAGCAGGACUCAUCUGGUCGCUCUUAGAUCUACUUACCGUUCGAUGUUCGGUAAAGAACUUGGAAAGGCCAUUAGGGAUGAGACACGUGGGAACUUCGAGCAUGUCCUUCUGACAAUCUUACAAUGUGCUGAAAACUCUUCUUUCUAUUUCGCAAAGGCGCUGAGAAAAUCGAUGAAAGGGUUAGGAACAGAUGACACGGCGCUGAUAAGAAUAGUGGUGACAAGAGCAGAGGUGGAUAUGCACUACAUUGUUUCAGAGUACCGCAAGAGAUACAAGAAGACUUUGUACAGUGCUGUUCAGUCUGAUACAAGUGGUCAUUACAAAACUUUCCUCCUCUCUCUUUUAGGUCCAAACGUUUGA